This is a messenger RNA of Acanthochromis polyacanthus (spiny chromis), 904 nucleotides long. RefSeq names its product myosin, light chain 13 (gene myl13). NCBI's taxonomy places the organism in Eukaryota, Metazoa, Chordata, Actinopteri, Pomacentridae. Bases 41 to 607 code for a protein of 188 amino acids. Gene Ontology annotation, molecular function: calcium ion binding. The transcript is spliced from 5 exons. The record is from RefSeq and is a predicted model, not a curated record. Gene Ontology annotation, cellular component: myosin II complex.
GAUCUGCUGUGUCCCCUUUGCCUCCUGAGUGCUUCUAGAAAUGGCCCCUAAGAAGAAGGAAGAGCCAAAACCUGCUGCACCAGCGGCCCCUAAACCCCCAGAGCCUGAGCGCCCCAAGACUCCGGAGUUUGACCCGGCAUCAGUGACGCUGGAAUUCACCCCUGAACAACUUGAGGACUUCAAAGAUGCUUUCCAGCUGUUUGAUAGAACACCAACCAGCGAGAUGAAAAUCACGUACGCCCAAUGCGGUGACCUAAUCAGGGCUUUGGGCCAGAAUCCUACCAAUGCAGAGAUCAUGCAUGUCCUUGGAAAGCCUAAAGCUGAAGAUAUGCAGACCAAGAUGCUUGACUUUGACCAAUUUCUGCCCAUACACCAACACAUUUGCAAAGCGAAGGACCGUGGAACGUUCGAGGACUUUGUGGAGGGUCUCAGGGUGUUUGACAAGGAAGGAAACGGCACAGUUAUGGGUGCUGAGCUCAGGCACGUUCUGGCAACACUGGGUGAGAAGAUGAGGGAGGAUGAGGUGGAGCAGCUGAUGCAAAACCAAGAGGAUGCCAACGGAUGCAUAAAUUAUGAAGCUUUUGUGAAGCACAUCAUGGCAUCUUAAAAAGGGCAUGUUUGUUUCAGCCUCAUUGUUAUUCUGGUGCUACACAGUACAUAAUUAAAUCGAUUUGAGCGAGUGUUGAGUUUAUUGCUCCUUCACUGGAAAACCAAGAUUGCGAAGUCUGGACCACAGAAGACCUGUGAAUGCCAUCUUGUAUAUUUCUUCAUUUCCACGUGUCUUGAAUUGAUCUAUAAUUCAGUAAUCAAUAUGUCACUCUUGUAUUGAUGCUGUACAGGCAUUGCUCAUUUCCCCUGUUCAUUUUGUUGAUGAUGGUUAAUAAAUAGAUUCAUUUCAAUGGUG